This is a messenger RNA of Drosophila innubila, 1105 nucleotides long. Its product is annotated as antigen 5 like allergen Cul n 1. The record is from RefSeq and is a predicted model, not a curated record. The coding region runs from base 168 to 959 and encodes 263 amino acids. The transcript is spliced from 4 exons. Lineage: Eukaryota; Metazoa; Arthropoda; Insecta; Diptera; Drosophilidae.
CAGGCGAUUGCGAUUGCCAACGGUGAGCGGAGCCGUGUCGACCCACAAAUCAAUGUGAUUUACCAUCAUUCAAUAUCAGUUUUCAAUUUCUCGGAGUCGGAUUUGAUAUCGGGUUUCUGUUUUCGGUUUUUGGAUAUUCAUUUCAAUUCGCGUAUUUCUUGUGCAAAAUGUCAUCAUUGGUAAUCUCAGCUGCCUGCGUGGCGCUUCUUCAAUUGUUCCUGCUACAGUUGGUCACUGGCAAGGAGUACAGCUGGUGUGAUCCUGAUCUCUGUGGUCCUGGUAUCAAACAUGUUGCUUGCCGCAACAAUGGCCACUUUCACAAACGCUGUCAGCCAGACUCCUAUGAGGUGGACAUUUCCCGACAUAAGGCCACUUUUGUACAUGCUCAUAAUAAGCGUCGCAACUUUGCGGCCUUGGGAAAACUGCCAGGUUAUUAUCCUGCCGCACGUAUGACCACCAUGGUUUGGGACGAUGAGUUGCAGUAUUUAUCAUCAUUGAAUGUGCGCACUUGUAUCUUGGAUCACGACGAUUGCCAUAAUACAUAUAGCUUUGCCAAUUCUGGACAGAAUCUGUGUGCUAUUUGGCGAGAUCGUAAUCCCAAUGUGAAUGUGACUAGUCUUAUUGAGGAAUCACUGGGACUGUGGUUCAACGAAUACCCAUUAAUCGAUAGCAGUUACAUUGACAGAUUUCGAGUAACAAAAUAUUUUGAGGACUAUGGUCACUUUGCGGAAAUGAUGGUGGAUCGUAAUUCUCGCAUUGGCUGUUCCAUAAUGCGCUUCACACGUCCCGAUUAUCCCUAUGUGUACAUCUAUAAUGUUGUCUGUAAUUACGCGUCUAUAUACGCCUUAGAUGCGCCCGUUUAUGAAGUUGGAAGACCUGCGUCACGCUGUCAAACUGGCAAGAAUCCAUUUUAUCCGGGUCUUUGCUCAACACGGGAGGUAUAUAGCCCGAACUACUGAUCAAUCAGUGUGUGUAGAUAUUACGCUCAGGUAGAGAACUGCCAAGUACUCAAAAAACACUGUCUGUGUUGUAUUUUACAUAAGUUUAUAGUUAAUAUUAGUUGUAGUCUUUGUUUACCAAUAAAUAAUAACAAAUUGCAAUAUAA